Messenger RNA from Symbiodinium sp. CCMP2592, 621 nucleotides. The record is from the annotation of a GenBank genome assembly. NCBI's taxonomy places the organism in Eukaryota, Dinophyceae, Suessiales, Symbiodiniaceae.
AUGAGUUUGGGAUGGCUGACGGAAAGUUCUCUGAUCCCCAAGGAGCCGAAAUCCAUCAGCGGCGUCGGCGCGGCGUCCUUGCUGAACCUCCAAGCUGUGGUCUACGAGCGGGAGCGCAAGGGCAACGUUCCCUCCGCGAAGCGGCAGCGCAUCAUCGCCGCCGCCUCAGGUGACUUUACCGGAAUUUUGCCUAAAAGUGCCGCCGCGCUGGUUGCCUUCCGUUGCAUGCAGGCAAUUUGCUUGGCCACCGAACACAAGGUCAAGUGCAGAGACCUCGGGGUCGAGCAAUGGGGCUUCAGAGGGCUCUCGGACCCGGGUUCGGAGCCUCAAGCGCUUCUACAGGAACUCAGUCUGGGCCUUCGAAAUGAUUCAGUCAGACUGGUGAUCUUGGAUGCAAAUUGUUGCAUCCCGGAUACGGAAAAUGCGAGCCUGUUGGCUCCCAGGCGUAUGUCGUCGUACUGGGCCAUGGUUUUGUCGCUGACUAGUGAAACGGUCGUCGCCAAGGUACAGUCCUUCUUGAGAUCUCAGGGCUUCAAUGCCAGAAGAGUUUCAGAAAACUUGGUGAGCUCCCUCUAUAUGGAGGAUGACAGGCUGCGCGGGGUUCAUACGGCUGCAGGGUAG